This is a messenger RNA of Medicago truncatula (barrel medic), 608 nucleotides long. Its product is annotated as 60S ribosomal protein L37a. The coding region runs from base 147 to 425 and encodes 92 amino acids. Gene Ontology annotation, molecular function: structural constituent of ribosome. Gene Ontology annotation, biological process: translation. Lineage: Eukaryota; Viridiplantae; Streptophyta; Magnoliopsida; Fabales; Fabaceae. The transcript is spliced from 5 exons. The record is from RefSeq and is a predicted model, not a curated record. Gene Ontology annotation, cellular component: ribosome.
AAAUAGGCCAGGCCGUAUAUUCCCAACCCUAUAUAUGCCCAUACCUAUGAUGCAGUUUUAUAAGCUAUCUUCUUAGAAAACGAGAUUUUCAUUGUUCCACCGCGCCUCAUACCCGUUUGUCUCUUAUUCCCUUCAAGCCACCUAAAAUGACUAAGAGAACCAAGAAGGCUGGUAUUGUUGGCAAAUACGGCACCCGAUAUGGUGCUAGUUUAAGGAAGCAAAUUAAGAAAAUGGAAGUUAGUCAGCACAGUAAAUUCUUCUGCGAGUUCUGUGGAAAGUAUGCUGUUAAGAGGAAGGCUGUUGGUAUUUGGGGUUGCAAAGAUUGUGGAAAGGUGAAGGCUGGUGGUGCUUACACUUUGAAUACUGCCAGUGCUGUAACCGUGCGAAGCACCAUCCGUAGGCUAAGGGAACAGACUGAGAGUUAGAAUCCAGUUUACAAUUUUGUCAUUUUGUUUUGGAAGUCAUUUCAGAAACUUCGUACUUGUUUUACGAUUAUAUUUGAUUCCAGUAGUUAUUAAAGAACAAGACGUUUUGCUGGUUUUUGUUAAGUGUAUCUGUGAUGCUGUUUUAGAUUCUCAAAUGCUAUCUAGUUUUUCGGUUUCGCUUCA